AUGGCUACGGACAAGAUCACCUUCUUGACCAACUGGCUAAGUGUGGUUUCCCAGGCACGCGACCCCGUACCACGCCCCCUCUACCUCGCCCAGUCGCGGGGCUACUUCAAGGAUGAAGGCCUGAAGGUGGCUCUGCUGGAGCCCAACGACCCGUCCGAUGUGACCGAGAUCAUCGGCAGCGGCAAGGUCGACAUGGGUUUCAAGGCCAUGAUCCACACCCUGGCGGCCAAGGCCCGUAACUUCCCGGUCACGUCUAUCGGCUCGCUGCUUGACGAGCCCUUCACCGGCGUUGUGUACCUCAAGUCGAGUGGCAUCACUGAGGACUUCCGCUCGCUGAAGGGGAAGAAGAUUGGCUACGUUGGCGAGUUUGGCAAGAUCCAAAUCGACGAGCUCACCAAGUACUACGGCAUGUCGACCGACGACUACACCGCGGUGCGCUGCGGCAUGAACGUGACCAAGGCGAUCAUCCGCGGCGACAUCGACGCGGGCAUCGGCCUGGAGAACGUGCAGAUGGUCGAGCUGGCCGAGUGGCUGGCGUCGCAGGGCCGAGACCGCUCCGAGGUGCAGAUGCUGCGGAUUGACCAGCUGGCCGAGCUGGGCUGCUGCUGCUUCUGCUCGAUCCUGUACAUUGCCAACGACGAGUUCCUGGCGGCAAACCCGGAGAAGGUGCACAAGUUCAUGCGGGCCGUCAAACGCGCCACAGACUACGUGCUGGCCGACCCGGCCACCACGUACGAGGAGUACAUCGACGUCAAGCCCAUCAUGGCCACUCCCGUCAACCGCAAGAUCUUCGAGCGCUCGUUCGCCUACUUCAGCCGCGACCUCAAGAACGUCGCCCGUGACUGGGCUAAGGUCACUCGCUACGGCAAGCGUCUUGGUAUCCUCGACGAGAGCUUCGAGUCCAACUACACCAACAGCUACCUCUCCUGGACCCUCGAUGCGGACUCCACUGAUCCCACCGGUGACCAGAAGCGCAUGGCUGCGCUGCAGGAGAAGGUUGCUGCCGAGGGUGGCUUCAAGCGUCUUGAGGUCUCGGCUUCUGCUUAA
Molecule: messenger RNA, 1047 nt
Organism: Penicillium alfredii
Lineage: Eukaryota; Fungi; Ascomycota; Eurotiomycetes; Eurotiales; Aspergillaceae
Product: NMT1/THI5 family protein
Exons: 4
Coding region: 1-1047 (348 amino acids)
Biological process (GO): thiamine biosynthetic process
Source: RefSeq, a predicted model, not a curated record